UUGAAGCACAUUACACGUCUGAUAGAAGCAAGCGCACUAAGUUCUAGAGCGGAAACAAUUAAAGUUACUCGGUGUUAGCUUGUAUGUUAACUAUAUUAAAUAGUUAAAAAGAUAGCACACUUGUAGUGCUAAAAAUGUCUGAAGAUAAAAUUAAAGCUUUUUCACUUGGUGGAGUAGUUACCUCCAACAAAAGAACGUCUGAUAAAAGAAAGGAAUGAAAAAGGAUUAAAGUUAAAGAGGGAUGCAGAAGCCACUGCUGCGGUUUUUAAGGAGUACAUUGAAUCUUUUGAAGAACCCAAGCCAGCUGCUAAACAGACUUCGACUUUUGUAAGGGGUGAUACCAUUAUUGUCGGCUCGACAGAACUUAAGACACUUAAAAAAGAGGAUGCUACCAAGCUUUACAGCUUAGGAAGAGGGUUGAACAAAGGAACUCCUGGGUCUGACCCUCUUGCAGAAAGCAACACAGAAGUUCACAAGAAGAACAAACGUUCUAAAAUUAACAAAAAAUCAGAACUUGAACUCUUUAAGGAACAGUUGGAAGCUGAGGAGGCGCUUAAAAAAGCUGAAAUAGAAGAACGCGAGAGAAGAGAGAAGAGGAGAGAAGAGGAGCAGCACAGGAGACUUCUUCAGGCUCCACUCCCCUCUGGAAUCCCCAAUCUUCCCUCUUACGGACCGCCUUUGUACUCCCAUCCGGCCAUGCCCUUCGCUCAACCUCUAGCCGUCCCCGGAAUUCCUUUUGCUAUUCCUCCAAUUGUCCCUCCAGUGGCUGCAAAUAAACCCGAAUUGGAUUCUGCUGGCUCUUUUCCUUCAAAUAACAACGAUACUACUAACCUCUACGUAGGGAAUCUCAGCCCGCAGGUCACGGAAGAAAUUCUUUGCAUGGAGUUUGGAGUUUUUGGUCCUCUUGCCUCCGUAAAGAUUAUGUGGCCAAGAUCUGCAGAGGAGCAUUCGCGCGGCCGUAAUUGCGGUUUUGUGGCGUUUAUGAACAGGGAAGAUGCCGCGAAAUCUAAAGACGCUCUUGACGGAAAAGAACUUUUGGGCUACGAGCUGCGCGUGGGAUGGGGAAAGUGCGUUACACUUCCGUCUCAGCCCUUUUAUGUCCAUAAAACUAUCAGAGACGAAAAUACUUUAACGGGUCUCCCUUUCAACGCUCGGCCUCUCAAAGACAAACGCGAAAGGGACGAUUUGUUUUCCAAAGUUGACUUGACUGCGUUAGAGCAGGCGCUUUAUAACUCGGAGAUUAGCGUUCCGAUCCCCAAAGACGUCACUAUCCGGCGUUUAAUACAUCGCACUAUUGAAGCAUUGGUUAACGAAGGUGCUUUGUUUGAGCAGGUCUUGAUGAUCAAAGUCGCCAGAGAUCCCAAAUUCAAGUUUCUUUUUAACUAUGCCAGCCCUGAACAUCGGUACUACAGAUGGAAGCUGUACAGCGUAUUACAGGGAGACGAGGUCAAUAGCUGGCGAACGACCAGAUUUCGCAUGUACGAAAAAGGCUCUUUUUGGGUUCCGCCAACGCUAGAAGAGGCACGCUUAACCGAGCACGUUAAAAAGGGACAACUAACGGCCAAACAGAGAGACGAGUUGGAGGAUCUUCUACGGAAUCUGACAUUGGCCCGGACAUCUAUUAAGGAAGCCAUGGGCUUUUGUUUAGAAAAUUGUGAAGCUGCCCCUGAGAUCGUUGAGUGUAUUACCGAGUCGCUUUGUAUCCUGGAAACGCCCAUCCAGUUAAAGGUUGCACGUUUUUUUGUUGUUUCCGACAUCUUGAACAAUACUGCUAUGCAAGGUGCCUCAUACUAUCGAACACAAUUUGAGCAAACACUACCACAAAUUGUGGGGAAUUUGAACUCAGCCUACAGAGCUAUUCCGGGUCGCAUGCGUGCUGAACUGUUUAAGAAAAAUAUUUUGAACUGUAUUGCUGCUUGGGAGGAGUGGGCGCUUUAUCCCUUUGACUUUUUGAAUACGUUGAAAACGGCCUUCACGGCGGCACCAAUCAAGAAUGCCUCGGUUCCGGCCACUGCUUCCCCAGCGGGCGAGCCCGAGCCAAUCAUUCAAGCUCAUUCUGCUCCCGUGUCCAGUGUUGAUCACGUGGCGCCUGCGACCGCCCUCCCCGGCUUUAAAGUUGUCGGCUCUGCGGAGGAAGAAGACAUUGACGGCGAGGACAUCGUUGGAAGCGAAGAUAUCGACGGCGAAGAUAUCGAAGGCGAGGAUUUACUAUCUAAACCCAAACCUGAAGCUCUUAAACCAGGUGCGCUCUCUAAAUGGUGCUCAAUUUCCGACGAUGAGGAAGCUGUUAACUCCAAGUGAUAUUUUUUACAUGAAACUAACGCUUCUGGCUUUUAGCCUCAGCAAGAAUGGUAACAGAAAAGCCCAAGGAUGCCCUACCCAGAUCACAGCUCGUGGUCUUGUAUCAUUGUCGCCUUACGUAAUUACAUUUUUCUUUGGUCAUUGUGCUGA
Zophobas morio is the source of this 2451-nucleotide messenger RNA. RefSeq names its product U2 snRNP-associated SURP motif-containing protein-like. The transcript has 23 exons. The record is from RefSeq and is a predicted model, not a curated record. Gene Ontology annotation, cellular component: nucleus. The coding region runs from base 697 to 2301 and encodes 534 amino acids. Gene Ontology annotation, molecular function: RNA binding. NCBI's taxonomy places the organism in Eukaryota, Metazoa, Arthropoda, Insecta, Coleoptera, Tenebrionidae. Gene Ontology annotation, biological process: RNA processing.